This is a messenger RNA of Neocloeon triangulifer, 5295 nucleotides long. It is a transcript of the gene C3G, whose product is annotated as guanine nucleotide-releasing factor 2. Bases 148 to 3948 code for a protein of 1266 amino acids. Gene Ontology annotation, molecular function: guanyl-nucleotide exchange factor activity. The record is from RefSeq and is a predicted model, not a curated record. The transcript is spliced from 18 exons. Lineage: Eukaryota; Metazoa; Arthropoda; Insecta; Ephemeroptera; Baetidae. Gene Ontology annotation, cellular component: plasma membrane. Gene Ontology annotation, biological process: Ras protein signal transduction; positive regulation of GTPase activity.
GGUCCGCUUAGGAUGUGGUCUUGGUGUUUCAUGCGUCUUUCCAAAAACCACUGGCAAACAGUUUUGAUUUUUUUUCACUGACAUCUUCUUUGGUUUUCCUUAUUUUGGCAAAAUCAAAACACUAUAAAUUUUGUGCUUCCUCUUAAAAUGCCCCAGUUUGAUGAAUCAUCACUUGCCGCCUCCGAAAUCCACCUGCGCUCGUUCUGCCCUCAAAAGGUGAAGAAGGUACUGCCUUCAGUACCCGGCGCAAUCUUGAUAACGUGGUACUCACUUCUCUCAAAGGAUUAUGACGUUGAUCCGGCGGGUGGUCCUGCGGCGCCUCCGCCGAGCAAGACUCCCGCGGGCAAAGGGAACCGCAGCGGAGGCAAACUCGCCCGCAGAGCACGUUCCUUCAAGGAGGACUUCUUGGACAAGCUGUCCAACAUCCGGUCGAACCCGCGCUCGCAGUCUCCGCACUCGCCCAAAAUGUCCAAGCAGACCAACGGCACCACAGACCUCGAGAACGAGCAGCCGGCCAAUCCGCUGCGCGAACUCGACCAACUCGUCAAGCAGGUGCACUUGGCCCUCAAGCACCUAAGAGACGUUGUCAGCAAGAACAAACUGGAAAUGCUGCCGGGCAAUGGCACCAUUGUCCUUGAGAUAGUCACCAAUAUUGUUUCUAACCUGAGAAAUUACUUUAUUGGCGAGCAGAGUUCUGCUCUCAUGUCAGCAACGUCGCACCUACACCAGUGUCUAGCUCGUCUAAUUCGGCUUUGCGAUGAUGUUGUGCUAUAUGGCAGCCAGGCCCUGGGCCGUGAAAACAUCAACCAGUUGGUGCAAAGUGUGCAAGAAGCGGUGCAAUCACUCAUUGACUUGGCGCACUCAAAGGUGGCCAUCAAGAGCAACAAUAAUGCGGCCUACAAAAAUGGAAAACUUCAUAUGGAGGCAAAUGGCCGAGCGUCACUGCCCGACAUCCCUCUUACCCCAAGGGAAAGGCAGAUCUUGGCCCAGACCCCACACCGUCAACCAAAUUCAUCGUCAAAAAUCCUUGGACACUCCAUGUCCUCAGAGUCCAUUCUAGAAGGCCAUGAAGCGCCACCCCCAAAACCUCCUCUGCCACAUAGAAAUAAUGGUGAGUCUCCAACACAUCUGACCAGUGGUCGUUCUCGUUCGACAGCACCUCCGCUACCCCCAAAGAGACGAAACAGAUCAGCCAACGCAGCUCAUUCGGCAGCGUCAACCCACUCCCUAAGUCCCCCUUGCACCCCUGCCCCACCAUCAGGGUCACUGGAGCUGGUCUCUAGUGCCGAGAGACUGAGCAUCUCCCCUGCCCAUUCUGCUGGACGUUCCUCAGGAGGAAACGGCGAGGACUCCUCAUCACUGCUGAGUGCUUCAAACGCUGGCAGCAUGGACUCAGUCAACAACCAUUUGCAAAUUUUGGACGAUUACGAUGACGAUUCUCUUUACAUCCGUUCAAAUGGAAAUAUAUCACCUAAUUUUUGGGGAAAUUCGUCCUCUAGACGUGCAAGUGUUGAUAGUCCAAGUUUCUUCAAUUCAAACGACUUGCGUGAACCUCCACCUAUCUCUUUGACUGCAACCACCAAUGGGCAUGUCAGUCGCGUUUUACUAAAUUACAAUGAUGAUGUCCCUGACUUUAAGAACAGUGUUACAUCAUCAAGUUCAAGUUACGUGUCCCAGCAGAGCUGUAGCUCAACCAGUAUUUCAUACAGCAGUGACACGACCAGUUUUGCCAGUCAUUCUGUGUCAACAUCAAAACGCACUGUGGUGACCUCGGAGCUGAGUUCCAGCUCAACGUCCGACUAUGUGAGUUUUGGUGCUGGUUCGCCACCAGCCUUACCUCAGAAAACCAGAAUGCGCGCACCUCGCCUACCUUCACAGUAUGACAACGUUGGUAGCACCAUGACCAACCUGAACCAAAUGCUUAUGAGCAACUCAAACGUCAGUCCGUCGGACGGGAUGCCGCCACCAUUGCCACCUAAAAUGAGGCAUAUCCACCGAAAUGUACACUCGUACAUGUCGGUCCUGCUCCCCAAUUUUGACGAGAGUGACCCAGAAAGUUCAGAAGAAAAUUUUUUUAAGGCCUAUAUGGAGAUGUUUGGCAAGUACUCGUCACCAAGCACGGCGUGGUCCGAGAGCAUCAGUCUGCGACAUUCAAUGCACACGUACUCGGCUCUGCAGGCAGAGUGGGCCCGCAACCAGGCCGAGAUGUCCAUGUCCUCGACACACUCAUGCCUCUUCUCCAGCUCAAGCUCAUACUCAGUUACCCACUGGGCGCCCCUUGAGCGUUCCGACAACCAACCAAACUUAGCAGAUACUUCACCAGGCGGCUCGCCGCCUGCGCUACCACCAAAACUUCGCAACAACCGUCAUUCGAUUUCACCUCCACCACAAAACAACUCAUUCACCCUUUCGUCUCUGACUGUUCCUGCGCCACCUUCUCCCGUCACCCCAGUCACUCCGACGCCCAUCAUGUCUCCUCCCCCACCUCCCGUUGUGCAGAACUCAAAUACCAAAGAACCACCAAUUUAUGAUUUUGGACGGGAGCUUCCGCCUCCACCGCCAAGGCCAACCUCCAUUGCUCCUUUGCCAGCACCGACGACAGCAGUGCAAACUGCCUCCCCCGACUUGACUCCUUUGGCUGAUUCUGGCCGAGUGAAUAGCAUGAUUAGUGACGCUGUCACCACUGAGGUGGAUGAGGAGGAAGGGCCGCUGGAUGAAGUGGACGUUUCGCAGUGGCUGGUGUUUAAAAAGCCUGAGGAGGAGGGACCUGACAUUCGUGGUGGCCACCUUGAUGCUCUCAUUGUCCACGCCACAAAGGCUAACAAAAAUGAUGAGGACAAAACAGGAUUAAUUGUCUUUGCAGACUUUUUGUAUCAAGAGGCAUUUCUCACAACAUAUCGCACGUUUAUGUCACCACUGGAGCUCAUCAUGAAACUACAGCGGCGGUACCGCAGGUUUGCUCAACCAGUCAAUGACAGCGCUAGGCAACGAGCAGCUAGAAAUUCGUUUUCGUUACUUGUCAGGGUUGUUAGUGAUCUCACGAUUAAAGAUUUAGAGACUGAUCUGCUGAAGAUUCUGAAUGACUUGAUAUUCACUUUGGUGGAGAGUGGAGACUUAAAUAUUGCCAGGGCCCUCAGGGGCAAGGUUCUGGAAAAGUGUGAUGCAAAGCGGUUCUGCAAUACCACCCCAAAUCCAUAUCACUCUACAAUUAGCAUGCAAUCAAGACAAUGUACGUUGCUGGACUUUAAAUCGGAUCAGCUUGCGGAACAGAUGACUCUCCUUGAUGCUGAACUUUUCAUGAAAAUUGAGAUCCCAGAAGUUCUGUUGUGGGCACAGGAGCAAAGUGAGGAACGCAGUCCUAAUCUUACUGAAUUCACUGAGCAUUUCAACAAAAUGUCAUAUUGGGCAAGGUCUCGCAUUUUGGAGCAGAAGGAUGCUAAGGACCGAGAGCGCUACGUAGUCAAAUUCAUCAAGGUCAUGCGACACCUACGCAAGGUCAACAAUUUUAACUCUUAUUUGGCGCUUCUUUCGGCGUUAGACUCGGCACCUAUCAGGCGUUUAGAAUGGCACCGUCAAAUUACUGAAGGCCUCAAAGAAUACUGUGCCCUCAUCGACUCGUCCUCAUCAUUCAGAGCCUACCGGCAAGCGCUGGCUGAUACGCAUCCUCCAUGCAUCCCAUAUAUCGGCCUUGUCCUGCAAGACUUAACUUUUGUCAACAUUGGCAACAGCAAUAGCUUACCAGAUGGUAGUAUUAACUUCUCAAAGCGAUGGCAGCAAUUCAACAUUGUUGAGAACAUGAAGAAGUUUAAGAAAUGCCAGUACCAUUUUAAGAAACAGGAGCGAAUCCUGGCGUUGUUCAACAACUUUGACGACUUCUUGUGCGAAGAGGCUAUGUGGCAGAUCUCGGAGACCAUCAAACCGCGCGGACAGAGCUCAGCCAAGAAGUAGGACACUUAAUUAACUUAGUAACUUAAUGUGAGCAACAACGAAUGCAACUUAGCUAGGCCUAUUUAUCUUACUAAAAACUUAUUUGCCGCCACAACGACUUCUAAAGCAAUCAGUGAGGCUCUUUCUACGCAGCUUUAAACUUAUUAUCGUUGGCAUGGAAACCUCCUUUGAUAACGUGUAAUUUUAAAUGUGUCGAUUUGAAAGUUUUUACGUCUCACCCUGUCUUAAUUUAAAAAAAUUAAUAUGACAUUCACGAGGCUGGGGUGAAGUCAAGAUUAAUAGCGAUUUUUCCUUGCUCGGUUAAAUAAGAAAAGUUUCAGUCGCAUUCUUAUAGCAUUCUAUUUUCAAUUUCCUUCCUGUCAGACAUAUUUUAGUAAUGUGUGGGGGGAAAUGCCUCUAACCAGAACAAAUAAAAUUUAUUUUUCAGCUUGACUGUUCACGUAAAUGUCGUAAAAUUUGGUCAAGGUGAGACCGCAUUUGCAAGAACUGGUGUGUGAUUUGACGAAAGUAUUUUUUUUUCUCAGUGGCGCGUUCAUUUGAGUGUCCAACAUGAUUAUCAUAAAACUGUGUAGGAAACGAUUCAGAAUUAGUAGUGCACCUGCUUUAAAUCAAAAUUAACUAUCCUAAAAUUAAAAUCUAGGCGGUAGAAUAGGACAUAAUACUAAAACCAGUCACAAUUUAACAGGUAGAAAUGCAAAAAGUAGUGUUGUCAAAUCAUGUAGACGUGCAACCGAACUAAACUGUACCUCUUCUUUCUCUCUCUACGACUAGAAAUUAAUCAACCACAAAUGGAAUAAAUUUAGACGUAUUGCUCUAAUUAGCCAAAUAGCAUUGACUGCCGAAUCGUAUUGUGAAAAAUGUGAAUUUGAAUUCUGUGAAUUUGGUUCUACAAUGAUGGUAUUGCAGAUGCAGAUUCUCGCUUGAUUAUUUUUCGGCAAACUGCAAUUAAAUUAUUCAACGUUUUGAUUUUGAUAGAGUGGAAAAAAAUACUUUUAACGCGUAGACCCAGCAAUCAUUAUUCAUUUUUUUUGGCGCCAUACAUUGGAAAACUAUAUUAUUAGAAACUCUAUGCGAGGUAACUGAGCAAAACUUGUGAUUCCCUUUCUAUUAAUUUUAGCUUAACUGUGGCUCAGCAGAUCACUUUUUUGUGCUAGUAAAAAUCUCGCCGCGUAGCUUUUGCCGCUUCCCUUUUGCGCCUGCGGCAAAACUUCACAUUGUAAAAAGUAAAACACUUAAUAAAUAACUCCAUACCCUAUGAUAUAAAAUUGCUAAAAUACUCGUUGGUGUUUUAAAGUUCAAUGUUAAUUUCAAUAAAUGGCUGUGUGAUCUUAAAAAUAAAAUGCAAUA